AGCAGAACACUUUCACUUUGAGCACGGUGAGGACACAGAGUGGCCAGAGGGAGAGACAGAGAAGAGGAGGCCACUGACUCUCCCGCAAAAUCCAUUAACCAGUUACGAGGAAGAGGGGAGGGAUUCAUAUUAGGCUGUUCAGGAAGAUUCUAGGUCAGUAGUGAGAGGGAGAAAGGGAAAUAUAGUAUAAAACAAACAAAAGCUUUCAUAGGAAAGGGCUGCAGCCACUCAGGCUUAAGUGGGAAAAUCCAAAGUGAGAGAGGAGGAUGGCGUGAGAGGAUAAAUGAGACAUUUAUUGGAAAGUACCAACAGGAGUCAAAAGGAAGGAAUGUAUUAGGGAUGUGAACAAGAGGACUGCGUAUCAAACGGUGAAGAAGAAGAAGAAGAAGAAGAAGAAGAAGAAGAAGAAGAAGAAGAAGAAGAAGAAGAAGAAGAAGAAGAAGAAGAAGACAGCAGUCAAAGACCUCAGGAAACCACAUAGGAGGAAACUUUGCCUUUUACAGACUGACACAGAAACCCAUCUGCGGAGGGAUUGCCUUCAACAAGAGAAAUGGAGAAGUGUCCAUUCUUAGAAAGAUAAAAAGGAUGUCACUGCCAGUUUUGCUGUUGCUAUCACUCUUGACUGUCCGAUGUGGUGGAUGCGACUUUGACUUUGAUGGUGUGAGAAACAUUAAAAUGACUAUCGACUCCAAUCCGACUGGAUUUCGGACAGUAUUUCCUAAAGAUUACUAUGUAGUCCACCGCUACACAAAAAACAUGCUUUGUAACAGUGAUCCGUGUUGCGUGUUCCCUGCUGCAGUGGUCCUCCUCGAGUCCUGGCAUGUGCUUCUCGGAAACCUCUGGGAUGAGCACCUUAAUCACUCCUUAAUCCUGGAACUAAAGCAGACACUGGAAAAAAUUAUAAAAAAGAACAUAAAUACAGAGAGGUUCCAGGAGGAGACUGACCUGACCCAAUUCUCCACAUUAUCGUCGUCUCCUGAAGAACUGCUCAAGCUCACGUCAGAACUUCUCACCCGAUGGCUCCAUGUCGGGUGCUUGCCUUUGAUUAAAACCUGCAUCUUGCCCACUUUCCCCCCCGCUGUUGAGAGGAAGGACUACGGCCCGUCGAGGGCCAGACUCUUGACGACCCGAGCUAUCAGCAGUGAGGAGGAAGAGCACCCUGACAAGAUGGUGGACAUUGCUCUGCCGCCGUCAAAUGCUGGUGCUCCAUCCCUUUCAUAUUCCGCUUCUGUCUGGAGCCCCUUGCUAUUCAGACUUUACUGGUGGUUGUUUCCAUAGUUACGUCAAAGGAUCUUUUUUUUGUGACGCACACAAAAUGCAAGACCUUUUCUGGCACUGAAUGUUUGUUUUCUUAUACUUGUGUCUUUGUGUUUCAAUGCAGCAAGCUUUGUUAAUAUGAAGUGACAUGCACAGGUUGCAUUUAAUGUCCAAAGUAAGUUCACAUAGUUGUACAACAGUGCUCUGUAACCACUGAUAUCACAGAUGUAAACGUAUAUCCAUCCUCUCUAGAGCGAGCCAAGAGCUCUAGCUAGCUAUGCUCUUCUUGCUAACCAGAUAUAAAUCAUCUAUUGAUGUGGAAUUCAUCACUGUUUACAAUGAAUGUUAUGUAAAUGUAAGAUAUUGCUGUCUACGGGCGUAGACUUUUGUACAUAAUUGUAAAUUAAAGACAUUUAGAUAUAUACAUAUAUAUACAUACAUAUAUAUAUAUAUAUAUAUAUAUAUACACAUUGUUAGUUUUUGAUAUAAUAUCCCAAGGAUUGUAAGCUAUAUUUAUUGUGGGCUUUGCAGUUUGUCAUUAGCAAUCUAAAGUAACCAAGUACAUUUAAUCAAAUACUGUGCAAUUUUGUAUGCCCAUUUUGUGCAGCUUUCCACUUCUACUCUGUUCCAUUUCAGAGGGAAAUAUUGUAUGUUUACCACCGCUACACUAAUCUGACAGUUGGAGUUAAUGGAUUACAGACGCAAGGCAUUGUUAUAAAUGAACACCCAGUUUAUGAAGUCGUUAAAAUAAGCUCCAGCAACUGCAGCAGUAAAAUGCAUCAACAAUACUCACAUAAGAAUAAAAGUGUUACAUUCACAGAGAGCACUUCCUGCAAUAUAUACUUUUGUUUUUGAUGCUUUAAUAUAUUUUUAAAAAACUACUAGAAUACUACUAGAAUUACUUUCAAUUAUGAUUUUUUUUUUUGGAAUUCGUGACGGCGUAUAUUCACAUGGUGGUAUUAAUAUUUUUGCUUAAGUAAAAGAUCUCUUUGUCAGUACAAACAGGACUUGGAUUUUGUUUCCCCUUCUUUUCAAAGGGAUUCGUUUUUGUUUUUUUACUUGCAUUCCAUCAACAUGACAGAGUUUGUGUUAAGAUCCAACAUUCGUGGGAGCUCAACCAUGACUGCCUUCUCUUUAAAAGCAUUCAUUCCCAGGGUUCAAAUGCUUUACAACUAUUUUGUAACUCUGAUAAAAACUGAAGAGACGAGUUGCAGGUAAGGGAGGAAUGCGCUCUGGAUCUUACAGGACUCCAGAGGUUUAGAACGGCACAAGAAAUAAAAAGUCCACCAUUUGGUGUUCGCACUUGCCCCUACUUGUACACACCCACGCAUGUAACAUGCACCACUGUCGUCACAGGAUACUCAUUGUUUCAUAAUCCUUAAAAUACAGAGUUAUGUAGAAUUGGCAACUGCAGUACCAGACGUUUGGCCUGCACCCCAGGUUUUUGAUGACAUUUUUCCAACAUACUUUUUGUCAGAAUUUGACUAAAUGGGAUGAAACAAACAGAAUAACACAUGAAUGCAGAUUACAAAGAGUUAAAUCAUCAUAGUGCUAGAAGACGACAUGUUUUA
Messenger RNA from Anoplopoma fimbria (sablefish), 2828 nucleotides. RefSeq lists its product as uncharacterized. NCBI's taxonomy places the organism in Eukaryota, Metazoa, Chordata, Actinopteri, Perciformes, Anoplopomatidae. The record is from RefSeq and is a predicted model, not a curated record. Bases 586 to 1278 code for a protein of 230 amino acids. The transcript has 5 exons.